Messenger RNA from Dunckerocampus dactyliophorus (ringed pipefish), 5165 nucleotides. Its product is annotated as metal transporter CNNM1-like. The coding region runs from base 103 to 2940 and encodes 945 amino acids. The record is from RefSeq and is a predicted model, not a curated record. Gene Ontology annotation, molecular function: transmembrane transporter activity. Lineage: Eukaryota; Metazoa; Chordata; Actinopteri; Syngnathiformes; Syngnathidae. The transcript has 10 exons. Gene Ontology annotation, cellular component: plasma membrane. Gene Ontology annotation, biological process: transport; magnesium ion homeostasis.
CAGAAGCUCUGAACGCACCAGCAGCAGCAGAAUCUCUUCCUCCACAUGGACCGGAACCAGGCAGCAGCACGUGACGAAGGAGUCCCAGACUGAGAGCCCAUCAUGUCUGUGGAGGAUGGCGCCUGCGUCCUCCUCUUCAUCUCUCCAUCUAGGUUCCUGUUGCUCUCUCUGGCCACCCGCCUGCUGCUCCUCCCCGGCCCAGGGCUCGCCUUGCUCGGCUUCCGUCCGGAGGAGACCGGGGCGGAGCUGUCCGUGGAGGACGGGGUGCUGAAGGCCACCGAGGGGACCCGCUUCAUGCUGCGGGUGUACUACUACUCCUCGCAGAGGCUCAACCGCACCGCGGGCACUCGCACCAACAACGCCGCGCCCUGGAUCGCCUUCAUCGAGGAGCCGGUACCGGGCCGGGAGGGCCAGGCUCGGCCCAAGAGGAACACGUGCACGGACGGGUCGACGUCUGACAUCAUGAUUCUGGGCUCGUUCAAGUCGGAGUCCAGCCAGAACUCGGUGCUGGUGGAGCUGCUGGCCAAGGAGCUGCGGCGGGGGGAGAAGAUCAAGUACUACUCAAUGUGCGCUUUCGACGGCUCCAAGUGGGAGCACUACCGGACUCGAGACUUCUGGGUGGCCGUGGUCGAGCGCUCGGCGGCUCCGGAGCUGUGGCUGCAGGUUUUGGUGUCGGUGCUGCUACUCGGCCUCUCGGCGCUCUUCAGCGGGCUCAACCUGAGCCUGCUGGCACUGGACCCGGUGGAGUUGCAGGUUCUGCAGAACAGCGGCACCGCCACGGAGCAGAAAUAUGCGCGGAAGAUCGAGUCGGUGAGACGGCACGGUAACUACGUGCUGUGCACGCUGCUCUUGGGCACGGCGCUCAUCAACGCCUCGCUGGCCGUGUGGAUGUGUCAGAUCCUCGGCAUGACGUGGAUCUCCACCGCCAUCUGCGCGCUAGGCAUCUUCUUCAUCGGGGAGAUCCUCCCGCACUCGGUGGCGUCGCGGCACGGCCUGGCCAUCGCCUCCAGGACCAUCUGGGUAACUCGGCUCCUAAUGGUGCUCUCCUUCCCCAUCUCCUACCCUAUCAGCAAACUGCUCGACCUGAUCCUCAACCAGGAGAUCUCCAACUUCUACACGCGAGAGAAGCUGCUGGAGAUGCUGCGCGUCACCGACCCCUACCACGACCUGGUCAAGGAAGAGCUCAACAUCAUUCAGGGAGCACUGGAGCUGCGCAGCAAGACGGUGGAGGACGUCCUGACGCCACUGGGGGACUGCUUCAUGCUGGCCAGGGAUGCCCUGCUGGACUUCAACACCAUGACGGAGGUGAUGGAGAGCGGAUACACGCGCAUCCCUGUCUACGAGGAUGAGCGCUCCAACAUCGUGGAUAUCCUCUUUGUCAAGGACUUGGCCCUCGUGGACCCGGACGACUGCACGCCGCUCAAGACCAUCACACAGUUCUACAAGCACCCCCUGCACUGCGUCUUCAGCGACACCAAGCUGGAUGCCAUGCUGGAGGAGUUCAAGAAAGGAAAGUCUCACCUGGCCAUCGUGCAGCGCGUCAACAACGAGGGCGAGGGCGACCCCUUCUACGAGGUGAUGGGCAUCGUCACGCUGGAGGACGUCAUCGAGGAGAUCAUCAAGUCUGAGAUCCUGGACGAGACAGACCUCUACACCGACAAUCGCAGCAAGCGUCGUGUCUCACAUCACGAGAGGAAGCAGCAGGACUUCUCCAUCUUUAAGCUUGAUGAGAACGAGAUGAACGUCAAGAUGUCCCCUCAGCUCCUCCUGGCCACGCACCGAUUUCUGUCCACAGAGGUGGAGCCCUUCAAGCCCACUCACAUCUCUGAGAAGAUCCUGCUGAGGCUCAUCAAGCACCCCAGUGUGGUCCAGGAGCUCAAGUUCGACGAGAGGCACAAGCUGGCGUCGCAGCACUUCCUGUUGCAGCGCAACAAACCGGCUGACUACUUCAUCCUGGUGCUGCAGGGUCGAGUGGAGGUGGAGUUUGGCAAGGAGGCGCUCAAAUUUGACAACGGGGCUUUUUCUUACUUUGGUGUUCCUGCCCUCAUGCCAGCAGAUCCCAGGUCGCCAUCUCGCAGCAACGCUUUGGAUUGCUCUGAGUCGGCACCGCACGGGGGGAACGCCAGCCAACUGAACGGGGGUUCCAACGUAUACCUGCCAGACUACUCGGUCAGACAGCUGACGCAUCUGCAGAUCCUCAAGAUCACCAGGAGCCACUACCAGAACGCUGUGACCGCCACCAUGAUGGACAGCUCACCUCAGACGCCCGACGCAGACACUUGUCUCACGGAGGCCUCGCCGCUGGAGCCCGCCGCCACGUUUACGCCCCCGGAACACACCACCGUCAAUACUCUCAUGCCCCCGCCCAGAGAGCUCGGCCGGCCCGCUUCGGCUCAAACACGAGGACAACAGUCCAGCGUCCCUCACAGCACAUCGCUGCUAAACGAGAGGAACCGCAUCGUGCGGAGUAAAUCAGACGGCCAGAAGAGUCCGAGCGAUUCCGUCUUCCUUAGGAUGGAUGACAUCCCCGACAUCCAAGACGACAGGCCAGAGGCGAUGGACGACGACAUGGCCGACGUUUCCACAGCAACGGAUACGUCUCCUUUCAUCAGCAGCAUGUCUCGGAGCAGCUCAGAGGACACACUGGGAAAGAAACUCCUCCUCAAACUCAGUCAGUCUCAUGUAACAAGAAGAGACAAAAGUCCCGCGAAGGUGACAAAACGCCGGAAGACACAACAGAGCGAGGUCAAACCUAGCGCCGCCACGACAACGUGGUCAGCUACAGCCUCCAGGGGGCGACAACCCAUCACUAUGAACGUCUUCAUGAGGACAACGCUCGUAUACGUGAGACGUAACAUGAAUGUAAAGACAUUUUUACACGCGUCGCGUUGGACAAUGGACAACACCAAAGAUGUCAACACCACACAGCAAGUCAACUGAGCUUUUAAUUUGUAAGGUCUCUUCAUUUAUGGCUACAGCCUGCUAACCAGACUCUCAUGUGUGUGUGUUUUUUUUUUUUAUCAAGACAGUCAAGCAUUUCAUAUUCAAACUAUAUGUGGAUGACUUAAAUACACCUGAGAUAAACCAUUAAAUGAAACAAUCCUCUGGCUUGUAAAUAUCCUACAAGUGAUGAGCCUACGCUGGCAUAGCAGUUAAACCUCAGCUUUCCUAUGAUUCCAUUUUCAUCAAAAAUCUUUUUUGCCUCGGUUUUCGUCCGAUAUUGCAUUUAACAAACAUGUCCGCUUGUCCUGUACUGUGUCGUUCAUGAAAUUGAGUGCCCAAACGAAGCACCCUACACGUCACUGACUAUGCAUUUUUUGAAAUGAAAAUAAAAACUGUGCCAUAGGGCCAAAGAAGGUUGCGUUUCUAUCUAACACUGACUGCCAAAAAAACACCGGAAUUUACGCUGUCCUAUAUAAAAAGUAUGUUUGUUCAUACAGUAUUUUUGGGUGUCUGGAACAGAUGAAUUGGAUUUACAUUAUUUCCUAUGGGAACAAUUGCCUCGGUUUUUGUCUGACCUUUUUGGAACGAAUUAAUGACAAAACCCAACGUUCCAUGAUGGAACUCGAAAUACAAAAAGAUGAUGAGAGCGACACAUCCAACACAACAACUGUCAUUUCAUGUCAUUUUCUUGCAGUGGAACCAUGGUUUUUGUCAUUAAUUUGUUCCAAAAGGUCGGAUCAAAACCUAAACAUUUCAUUUUUCCCGUAGGAAAUAAGGUAAAUCCAAUUAAUCCAAUCUAAUCACUCAAUAAUAUGAAUUAAAAAAUACACUUUAAAGAGAAUAAUUAUAGUUUUACCUGCAGAAAACAAUGUGAAAUAAUUAUAAAAUGAAAUAUUGUUGAUGCAGACUCCCCCUACAACCUGUAAAAAUCGAAUUCAAUAGUGUUUCUCAACUUUUUUAAAAUUGUUGGCAGGCGCAGCUUUCUUUGGCCCCAUGGUGGGUUAUUUGGCAGUCACAUCCAAUAAAAGGCUGCUUUGUUCGAGCACUCCGUUUCAAGGAACGAUACCGUACAGGGCAAAAGCGCUUGUUUGUUAUGUGCAAUUUCAGACAAAAACUGAAGCAUAUGAAAGGAGGUAAUAACAUAAAUGAAUCUGUUCCAGGGUCAGUGGAAGGCGCAAGACUUAAAUGUCACCACUGCACGCAUGACACUCUGAAAUGUUAAAAUGUGCCUGUAUACUUAAUGAAGCUUUUAUGAUGGCCACAGUUGACCCUGGAAUAGAUUAAUUCUAUUUAUAGGUGGGGGGGCAAAUUCACAUGUGUAUGUGAAAAUUCAAAGAUUGUCUAUUUUGAAAGGUUUCUUUCUUAGGUGGAAUCAGACAACUGGCUAUUUUUUUUUGUGCAUGCAGGUUUGACUUCACUGACCUUUUUAAGUGGACACACAAGCUUUUGUCCACUGAUGUCUUAGGAAGAUGAAUGGUUGCCAAUAGUAACCAGUCUACAUCUUCCAUGAAGACAUGACAUGACAUAACAUAAACAAGACAACUUGCACACUCACCCUGCAGCACAGGAUCAAUCGGCAUCAAGCAUGAUACAGCAACUGGCUUUAAAGGAACAUUUCGCCUUUUCAUCGUCCCUUGCAGGUUUUUGUUUUCUUCUGUGCACAAAGCUGCAAGAGAGACAAUUUGCUUCAACAUUUGAUGGAGGAUGUCAAAUCUAAGAAAGUGUUUGCACGAAUGACAUGCUGACCUUGAACGUUGCCUUUGUUGAUGCUGGGAGCAAAAGAGGCAACAUAUGAGUAAACAUCGUUAGAUACAGCUUAAACAAACACAAGUUCAAGCACCUCCAAGAUUAUUUUCAAGCAUUUCCAGCCACUCACAUAUAUCUACACAAAUCAAAAUGACAAUAUCACAUUCAAGUACAAUACUGCGUUACACAAUUGAUGUUUUUGCAGUUAGAGAAAAAAAUUCGAGCUUUGACCUUCUCUGUUCUCCCUGCAAACAAUUUGAAAAUGAAUGAGGAAUUUACACUAUUUCCUGUUUCCAUUUUCAAAAUUACACUUUCAUACGAAAUAAAAGAACACACUUUAAUGUACAGCUCUGAUUUUAUUUGUGCAUCUAACAAGCAAACUGCAAUACUCAUAGUUUACGUGUGCAGACAGAAACUGUUACACUUAACAUUUCCAAUGUUCCUUACUGUAUAAUUCAAGCACUUUUCUGACUUUU